This is a messenger RNA of Amoebophrya sp. A120, 3826 nucleotides long. The record is from the annotation of a GenBank genome assembly. NCBI's taxonomy places the organism in Eukaryota, Dinophyceae, Syndiniales, Amoebophryaceae.
CUUACCACCUGGUUGGAAUUUUCGGUUUGUUUUUUUUGUUUUUUGUUCUUCGGUUGUGUGUGAGUAUUUCGUUCAAGUGCUGCACCUGGAUUCGGUUACGCCUCAUAAGUCGUGAUAAAGAUGAAUAAAUCGGGACCGGCCUGUGAUCGUCUAUACGAGCUGGAAAACGACCAUGUAAAUAUGUGGAGCCGCCGCGUUUAUGUAGCUCUAGCAAAACAUCAAAACACACAUCAACAAAGCAUCCCAUAAAUACACACAUCAAAACACACAAAAGGACCCUUCUCGCCCGAUUGCUUUUUGAUGAAACUUUAACUUGUAAUAUUCUCUUUCAAAAGUCAUAAUUUUGAUACCCCUGAGUGAUAUAAAUAGAUGGGAAGUAGACCCAAGAAAUUGAAAAAAGAAACUGCAUCUUUUCAAAGUAGUCGCAAGAACUUACAGAUGAACAAGAUGUGUCUGGAUAGUCUACAACUAUAGUUAACGGUAAGCUGGUCGUGCUCCUUAUUCUCGUCGUCAUUGUAUUUCCAAAGAAAAAAUUGAAAUUUUGCUGAUAACAAGUCCCUUCACUGUACUGCCUGGCUCAGCCAGCACGAAGACGGCAAAUCUUUUGCCGAAAACGCCGCAAGUAUCAGCAUCAUGCUGCGACGAAAGGCAGCUGCGCGCGGGUUGUUGCUGGGAUCGUGGUCCGCUUCUGUUUUCAGGGUGGGUGGCAUCGGUAUGAAAAGUAGAGUACACAACUUCAUCCCCACGUCGUGCCCCCAGUUGCAUGUUACUGAUGGUUCCUUUCACAGCAAAAACAAAAGUGCCAGUAAUGGUAAAGAUGCAGGAGCUCCUGAUGUGCUCCGUCGUGCGACAAAAGAUCGCGACAAGAGGCACUUAUUCUGUUAUUUCGGAAUUAUUUUCCGGAUCGCCCUGCUCCUUUCAAGCGAGCAGAGCCAAGAACAGCGAGAAAAAGUGUGACAAUUCGAUAUUUAUGUGCAUGACGAAGGCUGAGGGGAAGUACAAAGGGAGGAAAUUUUUGUGCACUCCGAUAGAAGAAGCGGUGGACCACAGCACCAACUCGAACAAGGCACCUCGUCUCGUUCUUUUUGAUCCAAAUAAGAAGGGUCGUGAUUCUAUGGGUGGCAAUUCCUGUCCUGUAAGGCGCUCUCAAACUCGUUAAGUACUACACUCUCAACUGUUGUUACAUGAAUUGCGAUGCAAAACUAGCAAAAGUCGUGCAGGGAGGGAGCCUGAUGCGUCGUGUCCCGCAUAAAUUUGGCACAGAUUUACUUGUUCCCAUGCCGUUUAAUGGCGCUUCAAUAAUUUUUUUGUCAUGCCAACUGGCGUCUUGAUUGUGCGGAGGCUGAUCUGGUAACCAAAGCGUGCGCAAGCGCUCGCAAGAGCGCUUUGCGCGCGGGCUUGCCCGCGCGCAAAGCGCUCUUUGCGAGAUGCUCAUCCAUCGCAAACGCAGCGCGAAGGCUUUGCCGUUACCAUAUGGGAGGAACUCGGGGGUAUGCAAUCACUGGAAAAAUCGGGCAUUACGAAGUGUGUUUUGCCUUCAGAAAGCGGAUCGGGCAGAAUUGCUGGGAAUUUUCCGGAAAGCAGCCAAAACAGCAAUUGCCAAGCGGGGAAGGGGUAAAAAAGAGCAUUUUUGCAGCUCCGCCCAGUCUGAAUCUGAAAAAAGAGAAUGGCACUUUCGGCUGGGGCCGAUGGUGUGAUGCGUUUUAUAGCGGAAAAUGCGUCGCGUCCGGGCAGCUCCAGCCGCUUUAAAAUUGAAAAAAAACGUUGAAAAAAUGCAAUUUUUCGCAGCAUGCAAGCGGGCGAGAAAAUUUACCGAUUUUCUCCAGUCCCCGGAAAACGCUUGGAAAUUGAAAAUGACAACUUUUUCUGAAAAAGCAAAAACCGCUUAGAAAUUGCCGCUCAAAAGGGGUUCGCAAAAUUUUCCGCAGGCCCGUGCCACCGGGAUUGGACGAGAAAAAAACAACUGUCAAGCCUGUGGAGGUGUGUCACACGGGCACGGUUUUCGACCUCUCUGAGGUCGCAAAUUGGAACCCUUGCCCCGCUUGGAAAAGCCCGAUCUGGGUGGCCCGAAAGGGCAGCCGGAAAUGAACAGAACUGCGUUACUUUUGUAAUUUGCGUAUUUUUCCGGGCCAGCGUGCCCUCGUGCAUAACGUUAUGCACGACGGGGCGAUGCUCGUUGAAAAACGCAUUCUUUUGCGCGCCCUUGCUUCCUGGUUAGAGGAUGAGAGCGCGGCCCGAAGCGGGCUGCAGUGUUGGACCGCGGCCCUUCGCACUGUAGCGGUAGCCUUCGCACUGUAGCGGUAGCCCCUUCGGAUGCGCGGUAGCCUUCGCACUGACUGGGGUGGUUCGCACGCUUUUGGUUACCAAUAUCGCCCUCCGGGCGCGACCUUAAUAGGUUUUUUUGCACGACAAAUUGUGAUGCAUUAACAGUUGUUGACUACAGUGUAGUAACCUUUGAGACCACUGUCAUAUCCUGGUUGCUGGGAUUGUAAGUAUGAUUCUGGAUGCGGACCGAAAACGACGUGCAAGGAGCUGUCUCUGCACAUGAAGGAAUCGAAGACACCGGAGGAUUUGGGGAUGAGCCAUGACCAGUGGGCGGAAUCACUGUGUGAACGGGCCGGCGAAGGCUUACAAUACAUGCACUACUCCGACACGAAGGUCCUGAUCAACGAGAACAACCCGGAUUGGAUGUUGAAUGACAAGACCCUCGCGGAAAAAUGCUGCACGAAGCCGUUUAUGGUGCUUAUGCAUUGCAAAAGCUAUGUAUCCAAUACAACUAUCAGUGAUCGCAUCUUCUUUGAUGUCACAAAUUUCGCCAGAAGGGGAAAUGAAAGUUAACUUUACAAAAAAGUAGAUUUGUCCUGCAUGAUUAGUACGAAUACGAUACUUUUGCAGUGGAUAGUACCCGCCGCCCGAUCCACCUCUGCGUCCAGUACCUCCUUUUUGCAAGCAUAAAUGAGUUUGCACGGUAACAAGAUGAACAACUGGAACCGCACUGAAAAAGUUCUUGAACUGCUUGAAAAUAAACUUCCUGAAUUGCUGCGACGUAGUACAACUAGCAGCCCGGCGCCGACCCAACGUCAUCUACUUCACCAGUGCUCAUCUCUCCUCCUUACAAUUCAGAGCCACGUACGUCUUUUUCAUCAUCAUUCGCAUCAUUCAAGAUUGAGCGACCACGUAGUGCUUCUUCAUUUUCAACACCUAGGUGAAGAUGAGCGUCAACGUACAAUACCUUUCUAGUUUCUGAAAAGUUACGUAAAAAUCCGUAAAAAUCAAUGGCGAUUUGUUGUUCCGUAUUAAGAUUGUUCAAUAUAAUCAGGAGAGCAGGUUUAAUAGCAGUAGACCACGACAUCACCGACAUCGGCACUGACUCUUUUCGUAUGAACCUUGUGAAUCUUUGUUUUGAUGCAGUAAAUUAAUUAUAAUUUCAUCUUCAUUAUUAUUACAACUAACGAAGUUUGUCGCUUGUUUCAGAAGUCUUUCUCGAUUCUCGUCGCGUUGGUUCUUCUGAUGUGGUUGUCCGCCUUCUACACCUCUUAGUGGGGUUGAGGGCUUCAAAUAUUGAAGCAUAUCUAGGACUACAUGUGACGACGACGAGAGAGGUCAUCGACAACGAACAAGGCAGCUGAUUGCUAUAAUUUUUGGUGCUAUAAUCCGUGCAAUGGUGUUGUUCAGCAGCCAAGUUGUCAAUGCGCUUAACUUGUUUUGUUAUCUAGGGCAUGAUGUUUUGAGAGAGAAAAUGAAAGAACUUCAACGUGUUUUAGAAAAAUUACAUUUCAUCUGUUUUGAAUCGUUUAUUUCAUGGUCCGUUUUCUUCGCUUUUCGG